AUGACAACUAAAGAUCCUAUUCCCAAAUCCACAAUAUUUUCUCAUGUUCUAUCAACAAUUCAAUAUGAUCAUUUUCUAGCUGGUGUUAGUGGUGGUGUGAUAUCUUCUUUUCUUUUACAUCCAUUUGAUUUAGUUAAAGUUCGUUUUCAAGUGACUGAAAGUAAAAAUCCUCUACAAUCUUUACCCUAUCGUCCGCGUUAUAAUGGUUUAGUUGAUGCGUUUCGGGUUAUAUAUAAAGAAAAUGGUAUUCGUCAUGGACUUUAUCAAGGUGUAACACCAAAUGUAAUUGGUGCCGGUUUAUCAUGGGGCCUCUAUUUAUUUGCUUAUAAUACUAUUAUUGUUUUGACAACUGAUAGUCGACAAAAAAAACCAUUGACAUUUAAAGAUCGUAUUGUUUAUUCAACAAUAGCCGGACUCUCUACGGUUGUAAUCACAAAUCCUAUAUGGCUACUGAAAACACGUCUUUGUUUACAGUACAGUAAUCCAUCAACAGUUCACUAUCGAGGCAUGAUUGAUGCCAUAAAAAAAAUUUAUCGUUAUGAAGGUAUUCAAGCAUUUUAUAAAGGUUUAGUACCAGGAUUAUUUGGCACCAUACACGGUACAGUACAAUUUGUUUCUUAUGAACAAAUGAAAUCAUUAUACUGUUCGAUGAUGAAUACUUCGCAAUUAUCAACACCGAUUAUAUUAACAUUUUCAGCAUUAUCUAAAUUAUUAGCAGCAACAACGACCUAUCCUUAUCAAGUUGUUCGAACAAGAUUGCAAGAUCAACAUCAACGGUACAAUGGAGUAUUAGACGUUAUUAUAAUCACAUACAGACGGGAAGGGAUACAAGGAUUUUACAAAGGCUUACUACCCACAUUAUAUCGUGUUGUACCAGCUUGUUGUAUUGUCUUUUUUACCUAUGAAAAUGUGAUAAAACUCUUUAAACAAUAG
Molecule: messenger RNA, 933 nt
Organism: Didymodactylos carnosus
Lineage: Eukaryota; Metazoa; Rotifera; Eurotatoria; Philodinida; Philodinidae
Source: the annotation of a GenBank genome assembly